This is a messenger RNA of Arachis duranensis, 1117 nucleotides long. RefSeq names its product putative vesicle-associated membrane protein 726. NCBI's taxonomy places the organism in Eukaryota, Viridiplantae, Streptophyta, Magnoliopsida, Fabales, Fabaceae. The record is from RefSeq and is a predicted model, not a curated record. Gene Ontology annotation, biological process: vesicle-mediated transport. Gene Ontology annotation, cellular component: membrane.
UCUUCAUACUUAUCUCUCACUUUCACCUUCGCUUUUCCCUUUUCCCUUUUCCUUCUUUUACACUCUCUCUUUUCUUUCUCUCUCUUAAAAAAGAUCCUAGAGAGAGAAAGUGAGAAAUAAAGGGUUUCCGUUUCGAUUUCUUCAUCAUCACGACCACCGAAGCAAACACUGUUCCUAGAUCUCUUUCUCCCUUUCUCUUCUUUUUCUUCAUUCGGAAUCCCUAGAAUUUUUUCGAAUUUCAAAUUUUCAGAAUUUCGAUUCAUCGAUGGGGCAGAAUCAGAGGUCGCUGAUCUACGCUUUCGUUUCUCGCGGGACCGUGAUUCUCGCCGAGUACACUGAAUUCUCAGGGAACUUCAACUCCAUCGCUUUCCAGUGCCUUCAGAAGCUACCCGCUACCAACAACAAGUUCACCUACAACUGCGAUAAUCACACCUUCAAUUACCUUGUUGACAAUGGAUACACAUAUUGCGUUGUUGCGGAUGAAUCAGUCGGAAGACAGGUACCCAUUGCUUUCCUGGAGAGGAUCAAGGAUGAUUUUGUGUCUAGAUUUGGUGGUGGAAAGGCUGCUACAGCUCCUGCAAAUGGUCUUAGCAAGGAAUUUGGCCCAAAGUUGAAGGAACAUAUGCAGUACUGUGUGGAUCAUCCUGAAGAGAUAAGUAAGCUGGCAAAGGUGAAAGCUCAGGUUUCUGAAGUUAAAGGUGUCAUGAUGGAGAAUAUUGAAAAGGUUCUGGACAGGGGUGAAAAGAUAGAGCUGCUGGUUGACAAGACUGAGAACCUUCAUCACCAGGCACAAGAUUUCAGGACUCAGGAACCAAAAUCCGUCGAAAAAUGUGGCUGCAGAAUGAAGAUAAAGCUGAUUGUAUUGGGAAUCUUGAUAGCACUGAUCCUGAUCAUUGUUCUGUCUGUGUGUCGUGGGUUCAGUCACUGUGGAAAAUGAGCACCAUAUUCUCUGAGGACGCAUUUUGUGUUUAUUUUAGCUUCUUGUGAUUAUGAGAGGAAAGAUAUCACUAUAUGUCAUGACUUUGUAUGUAGUAAAGAUAACAAUUCGGUAUGCUGUUCACGUUGUUCUACUUAUAUAGGAUUGCUUUUGAAAAUAUAAGUUUGGUUUUCUGUUCAA